This is a messenger RNA of Varanus komodoensis (Komodo dragon), 1173 nucleotides long. RefSeq names its product immunoglobulin superfamily member 1-like. Lineage: Eukaryota; Metazoa; Chordata; Lepidosauria; Squamata; Varanidae. Bases 1 to 1173 code for a protein of 390 amino acids. The record is from RefSeq and is a predicted model, not a curated record. The transcript is spliced from 5 exons.
AUGGGGGGAUAUAAGUACAAUAAGUGCAUAAAUAUUCUGUCUGGGCUAACUUGUCGGAAGCUAUGUGCUGGCGCCCUGCCAAAGCCCUCCAUCUUCUGGCUCCAAGCUCCAGAUGCAGAAGGGAAGCAUCUCUUCCGCUGUACAGCUCAGGGGGAAUAUCCAGGCAGCAGUUUCUACCUUUACCAGGGAGGCAGCCAGAAGCCCCUGGCUGUCAAGAAAGCCUUGCCGAAUCACUCUGAAGUGACCUUUGUGAUCGACGGAUUUCACUCCCAUGAACCAUUCUACUGCAGUUAUGAAAUCAGGGCAUCAGGGAAGGCUGUUCGCUCCCCGCUCAGCGGCCCUGCAAACAUCACAGAGGACCACUAUCCUAAGCCAUCCAUUGCUGCGAGUCCCUCGACAGAAGUCUUCACAGGACAGGACUGGACUGUCCGUUGUUGGGCCUCAUCGCCAGGGGUCACCUUCGUCCUCUACCAGGCCAGGGAAUUCCGCUACGAGGUCACACCCCGCGGAGAUUCCAGUGCUGCUGAAUUUUCCUUGAAGAAUGUCACUGUGGCUGACACAGGACGAUACACCUGCUAUUAUCACAGCAUCAUCGAGCCUGUCAUCUGGUCCAACGCCAGUGAUGGAGUGCAGCUGAGAGUCAUAGAUGCAGCUGAGGACCACAGCUAUCAAGAGGUGUUGGUGGACUCUGCAGGGAGAUAUCGAGUGCAUUGCCCAGUGCCCACCACUGCUGAGGGCUGGUUCUAUCUUUACAGAGAUGGGCAGCUCUUUGCUGAAACUAGAGCUUGGCAAAACGGGACAACAGCCAGCUUCAGCCUCACUGAAGAGGCACUCAACAUUACCAGGGGAGAGCUAAGUUGCCAAUAUAGGGAAAACCAGCUCAACAACACCCAAGGUGGGGUGGAUGUGCUUCCUCUCCUGCGGAGCACGCUGGCCCCAUUUCCUUCAGGCUUGCGGCUGCAGAAGCUGGAGGCCAUGAUGUGGAAGGACCACAAAGUGCAGCUGUGGGAGCUGAGCUUGCAGCGGGGCUACGGGGACUGCCUGGGGUUCUUGAAGGCGCUGCCGGGGAUCAGGCUCAAGCUCCCGGGCAAGGGGGCUUCCCGGUGCCUCGUGCAGCUGGACCCAGGUGAGUGCCACGCCUCCAUCCUGGCCACGUCACGUGUGGAGGGCUAG